Lizanozyma spartinae is the source of this 483-nucleotide messenger RNA. RefSeq lists its product as uncharacterized. The record is from RefSeq and is a predicted model, not a curated record. The transcript has a single exon. Lineage: Eukaryota; Fungi; Ascomycota; Pichiomycetes; Serinales; Debaryomycetaceae. Bases 1 to 483 code for a protein of 160 amino acids. Gene Ontology annotation, cellular component: mitochondrion.
AUGCACGGGAUUGACUUAUCAGGCCUCACCAAUAAAUCACCAAGAGAAGUUGCCAGUUCUUUUGGUUCAUCUCCAUUUCCAGCAUGGCUUUUUGGAUCUUCUCUUUUAUAUAAGGGAAUUUUCACUCCUAAAGCUUUGGUUUUAGAGGGUACUCUGGGUGACUCGGUUAAAUUUGCCAAAGCCUUGGCUGCACAACGUCCUACAAAAACUUCAUGUUUGGCAUUUGGAGCAACUUCAUUACUUGGUGGUUGGAUAAUCUAUGAUGGAGAUAUUCUUAAUGGUGCUGGUUUCACUGCAGUAUGGUCUACAUUGUAUUUACUUGUCAAUGGUAGCAGUAGUAUUAAAAGUGUGUUACGUGGUCGUAUAAGUCCUCUUGCCUUAUCAACAUUGGCUUUAGGAAAUGCUGGUGUUUAUGGCUUACAGUUUGUUUACCCUUCAGGCUCAUCUACUUCUUCAUCCCCUGCUCAACAAUUGACAACUUGA